Messenger RNA from Drosophila rhopaloa, 3414 nucleotides. It is a transcript of the gene Octalpha2R, whose product is annotated as alpha-2 adrenergic receptor. Gene Ontology annotation, biological process: adenylate cyclase-activating adrenergic receptor signaling pathway. The record is from RefSeq and is a predicted model, not a curated record. Bases 872 to 2938 code for a protein of 688 amino acids. Gene Ontology annotation, molecular function: G protein-coupled amine receptor activity. Gene Ontology annotation, cellular component: membrane. The transcript has 3 exons. NCBI's taxonomy places the organism in Eukaryota, Metazoa, Arthropoda, Insecta, Diptera, Drosophilidae.
AUGUGCAGUUCCAGCGGUGCGAACGUGUCCCGGGCGCGCCAAUUGGCCAAGUAGCCGACACCAGCUAAAAGAGCCAACCAAAUUCAGCCGGAACGGCAACAGUUUCUCCUCAAAAACGCCAGCGCCGAAAUAUGCCAACGCCUGACUGAGGGCCGAAAUCGCGGGUCGCGCGUUUUUGUGUAAAUAAACAGAAAUUAAAAGAAAUCGGACGCAAUCAGAUCGAGAAUCAAGCGAUUCAAAAACAGCUUUCAUUAGCGCAUCCAUCUGUCAGAGAGAUCCGCACCAUUUAUUUUUCGGUUUCAGUGAAAAAGCCCAAGUUAUUCAAUUAAACUUAAUGCCAGCGGGCGGAAUGUCAGACCGAUGAGUUGGCCAGCAGCGGACCCGUAACGCAUACGCCAUGUGAGCCGGAUCGAUGGGAUCGCUUUCCGGCCAAGCCACAAUGCCACCCUCCUGUAAAUAGCCAGCAGCCUUUUCUACUCGCGUCUCUGUCAUGUGUCCGUGUCCGUGUAUCCGCCACUGUACAUACUGUAGACUCUAAUUGAUUAAACCACAAUAAAAAACCACAAAAAGAAAUCGAAGCGUAACCAAACAAAACAAAACAAAAAAUAAAUAAAUACAUAGAGGAAAGAAGCGCGCGUUUUCGCCACAGAACGCGCUACACACAAGUUUCGGUGCAAAACGGGUAUAAAUAAUCGAAAUAAUAUUCGAAUGCUAUGCUAUAUGCUAUAGGAAUUAGUUAAAUUAUUAGAAAUAAGUCGAUUGGAAUUUCGCGCGCAAUAAGAUUUAAUUAUAAACACUGGCAGCAUGGGACCAAUCAGACUCUAGAGCUAGCCAAGCAUCCACAGACUUAGUUAGACGAAAGCAGAUCACGAUGGAUUACAGUCGGCUGAAUGCGAACAUCAAUACGGGCAACAUCAGCACCGAUGACUUUCUGGCCGUGUUCACGACCGGAAAACCGGAGAAUGCCACCCUCAAUCCGCCCCUGCUCAGUGUCGAUGGGCAGCUGACCCUGCCCCCGGGAUCGGGAUUCAUCAAUGUGAAUGACACGAUAUUCCUGCUGAAUGGCAGCUUCUACAAUAACAGCCUGCAGAUGGCGGCGGGAUAUUAUAAUCAGAGUAGCGGGGCAGGGGCGACAUCGGGCAACCUGACGAAUCCGAAUCAAACAGAAGUCCACUGGGAUGGCCGAUAUCCCAGCGGCUAUACGCUCACCCACAUUGUGAUCGCCUCCAUUAUCGUGACCAUCCUGAUGAUUAUCAUAGUGGUGGGCAACAUGCUGGUGAUCAUAGCCAUUGCCACGGAAAAGUCGCUGAAGAACAUACAGAACUGGUUCAUCGCCUCGCUGGCGGUGGCCGACUUCUUCCUGGGCCUCAUCAUCAUGCCCUUCUCGUUGGCCAACGAGCUGAUGGGCUACUGGAUCUUCGGCAGCUGGUGGUGCGACAUCCACUCGGCGAUGGAUGUGCUCCUCUGCACCGCCUCGAUCAUGAACCUGUGCCUCAUCUCGCUGGACCGCUACUGGAGCAUCACCAAGGCCGUCGACUAUCUCAAGUCGCGGACGCCGGCGCGGGCCGCCGUUAUGAUCACGGCGGUCUGGAUUAUGUCCGCCCUCAUCUGCAUUCCGCCGCUCCUCGGGUGGAAGGUGAAGAUGCCGGAGGGACCGCUGCCCAAGUGCGAGCUGAGCGAGGACAUUGGCUACGUGCUGUACUCGGCACUGGGCUCCUUCUACAUACCCAGCUGCAUUAUGGUCUUUGUGUACAUACGAAUUUACUUUGCCGCCAAGGCGCGGGCGAGGAGAGGCAUUAAAAAGCAUCCCCGCAAAACAAACAACGAACAGGUAACGAGCUUCACCACCGCCAAGAAAGGAACAAUACCGAUGCCCUCCUCCAGCGGCGUGUCCGCUUUGCAGCUGCACCAGCAGCGCCAGAUAGCCACCAUAGAGACACCACCGAACAGCGCCAGCCUGCCGAUGCAGAUACCCACGGUGACCAUGGACCUGGCCUCCGACAUCUCCACCUCGGAGGCGGGGGAACUGGAGGCGGUGGCCGCCCAAACGGUGCUGGCCUAUUCCAAUCCCACGAACGCGGUCACCGUGGUGGGCAGCGGGAACGGAGGUGGAGCCUCGGGUGCACCGCCCACCUCGCCCAAGGAGACGCUGCAGGUGAGCACGAUAGCCACCGGCCGGGUGGGCCUCAAUGUGCCCGUGCCCCCCUCCAUGGGCAGCAACAACUCCAUCAAUGCGCUGAACAACAACAACGGCAGCGUGGCCAUGGAUGGAGGUGCACCACCCGGUGCGGGGGGCAAUGGGAGUGCCGGGGCGACAGGCGGACUGCAAACGCCCGGCAACGAGCUGCGCGUCUCCCCGAUCGCCGGACGGUGUCGAGCGUUAUCCGUGGGCGUGGACACGGACAUGGUGAGUGAAUUCGAUCCAUCCAGCAGCGAUUCGGGCGUGGUCAGUCGCUGUGCCGUGGUCAAGCCGCUCAAGUUUCGCCUUUGCCAGCCGAUCUUCGGGCGCAAGUCCAAUAACCAGCAGCGGCGCAACGAGGCCAAAACGACGGCCAAAAAUCAGCAGCCCGCUGCAACGGCCGCCAAAAAUCAGCAUCAACAGCAGCAGCAGGUGGUGAAGGCGGAACUGGAGCCGGCCAUACCGAAGACACCGAAGCCCCGGGAUCCGGAGAAGGAGAAGCGUAGGAUUGCGCGAAAAAAGGAGAAGCGGGCCACCCUGAUCCUGGGCCUGAUCAUGGGCAGCUUCAUCGCCUGCUGGCUGCCGUUCUUCUUCCUGUACAUCCUGGUGCCGGCAUGUAGCAGCCACUGCAAUAUACCGGAGUCGGCCUUCGCCGUCGCCUUCUGGCUGGGCUACAUGAACUCGGCCCUCAAUCCGGCCAUCUACACCAUCUUCAACAAGGACUUCCGCCGCGCCUUCCGACGCAUCCUGUUCAAGUGAUGUUUGUCCUACGUGUGCUGUUACAGGUGCGUUUACGCCAGCAUUGAGAAGGCAACCGAACGUGCCAUGGGCAGCACACCCAUGGGCUAUGGUCAUGGCAUGUAUCAGCACUACAGGCGUUAGAUUUGCUUCGUUUUGGUAAUGCCAUAAGCCGCCCAAGUCCCAAGUCCCAAGCCCACUCCCCAGAGCUGCAAAACUAUUGACGGCACUGUCGACCUACCGUGUAUUUUUACUUGUAAUUGUUUUAUUCCUUGAUUCCUAAUCACUGAAGUAGAAAACAAGAUUUUUAGAACUAUUAAUUAAUUUUACGGCAUUUUGAAAAAAUGACAUCUUUUAAUCAAUUGUUAGACAUUUGGACUGUCCAUCAAUCGUUUUGCAGCUCUAUCCCACCCAUUCACUAAACCCUUUCCCCAGCUUUCUUUGAAUUUUUAGUUGAAUAAAAAAGUAACGAACAUUGUAGCUCAUUUCAAAAGCAA